This is a messenger RNA of Capsella rubella, 1392 nucleotides long. RefSeq lists its product as uncharacterized. The transcript has 3 exons. The record is from RefSeq and is a predicted model, not a curated record. Bases 249 to 1304 code for a protein of 351 amino acids. NCBI's taxonomy places the organism in Eukaryota, Viridiplantae, Streptophyta, Magnoliopsida, Brassicales, Brassicaceae.
ACUACACAUACACGAAACAGCCCAUCUGGUAUUAAUGUCUCUCUACUUAUGAAUCUCUCACUUCAUCAUCAAGUGGGUUCUAUGAGAGUGACGACUCUUUGAUUCCUUCGCCACAUCUUUCUCCCCCCUUCCCUCACUUUGAUAUUAUUAUUAUCCUCUUCGUCUAAGUCCUCUCUCUAUCUCUAUAUCCACUAAAAAGCUUUUGUAAGAAGUUAGAAAACAUAUAUAUCUCUGUGUUCUGUAAGAAAAUGAGAUCUGGUGUAGAAGAUAACAAAGGAUGGAUUGGACCAUCGACUCCUGAGAUAUCCAAUGGUUUUGAGUUUCAGAAAGGUUCUAACCGUACACCUAACCAUCACCGCUCUGCUAUGGGGAAGCCUGCACCGUCGAAAUGGGACGAUGCUCAGAAAUGGCUUUCUGGUGUAGGCCUUGCUCGUGGCGGUGGUGGUGGUGGGGAGAAGAGUAGUCAUCAUCAUUCUAGGAGUAAUAAGCCGAGAAACUCUAACGCUGAUGAUCUUAGACUUAUAGCUUCGGCUUCACAAAGAGAACGUGAUGGUGAAGAUCAGUAUGUUGAGUAUGAUGAUGAAGAAGCCGCGGCGGGGAGGCCAGAGGUUGAGACUAAGAACGUUGACUGUGGUGAAUCUGUUUGGAGGAAAGAGACUAGUAUUAAUCCGACGGCUGUGAUUAGAUCGGUUUGUGUGAGGGAUAUGGGGACUGAGAUGACUCCUAUUGGGAGUCAAGAGCCUUCUAGAACAGCUACCCCGGUUCGAGCCACUACGCCGGUUGGGAGGAGUCCUGUGACUUCGCCGGUGAGGGGUUCGCAACGUGGCGAGGCGGUGGGGACGGUGACGGAGACUGUGAUGAUGGAGGUUAGGAGGGUAGAGAAUAGUAAUAAUGAGAUGAGUAAUGGCUUUGGGGAGAGUAAGAAGGCGAUGAGUGCUAUGGACGCUCGAGCCAUGGCUUGGGAUGAAGCCGAACGGGCUAAGUAUAUGGCAAGGUAUAAGAGAGAGGAGGUGAAGAUUCAAGCUUGGGAGAAUCAUGAGAAGAGAAAGGCCGAGAUGGAGAUGAAGAAAAUGGAGGUGAAGGCAGAGAGAAUGAAAGCAAGAGCAGAGGAGAAGCUAGCAAACAAGCUGGCCGCGACGAAAAGGAUAGCGGAAGAGAGGAGGGCAAACGCGGAGGCGAAGCUGAACGAAAAGGCGGUGAGGACUUCAGAGAAGGCUGAUUAUAUAAGGAGAAGUGGUCAUUUGCCUUCUUCUUUCUCUUUCUCCUUUAAGCUUCCUUCUCGCUGUCGCUGUUGGUGUCAAUAGUCUUGUGUAUUCACAUUAUUGUCUUUAGAAAUGUAAUCAUAUGGAUUUAGUGAUUCUAUAACUAAUGCAAAACAAAAAGUUCAAUGGU